AUGGACUUCAGGACUUAUGAUGUUUUUCUCAGUUUUAGAGGGCAGGAUACACGCAAGAGUUUUACAGAUCAUUUGUACAGCGGCUUGGUUCAGAAGGGAAUCAAAACAUUCAGGGAUGAUGAACGUCUCACUAGAAGAGGAGACGAUAUUUCGUUGAAAAUACUCAAAGCACUUGAAGAGUCGAGGAUUGCUAUCAUCGUAUUCUCUCAAAAUUAUGCAUCCUCAGUAUGGUGCUUGGAUGAACUGGUCCAGAUCCUUCGCUGUAGAGAGAUAAAGCAGCAAAGGGUUGUACCAAUUUUUUACAAGGUCGAUCCCUCAGAAAUAAGAAAUCAAACAGGUAGAAUCGGCGAGGCAUUGGCUUUUGAUGAGCAAAGAUUGGAUAAAGAUGAGAAGGUAAUUCGAUGGAGGGCAGCUCUCAGAGAAGUAGCAGAGUUGAGCGGGUGGAUUUUCUUGGAUGGGUAUGAAACUACUUUCAUUCAUGAAAUUGUCGAAGAUAUCUCAGCAUACAUGAAUGUGGCAGAGUUCCCAAUUGGAAUAGAUUCUCAUCUACAAGAUAAUCUUGUAGGAGUAAAGACUGAAGAUCUCAAGUUAACUAAUAAUGCAUUAGAAGAUCCGGUGAUUGAAGAACUCAUCCAAAAGCCUCUUUCAAAUAUUGAAGAAACUCGCAUUUGGAUGCAUGACAUGAUUGAAGAAAUGGGUGAAGAGCCUCACAACUAUAGAAUGGCCCCUUCAACCGCGACGAUCUUUUUGCUCGUGAAUGUUGGUCUAGAGAUUUGCUCAGUGCUGGUUUGA
This is a messenger RNA of Fragaria vesca subsp. vesca, 792 nucleotides long. RefSeq names its product TMV resistance protein N-like. The record is from RefSeq and is a predicted model, not a curated record. Gene Ontology annotation, biological process: signal transduction. Bases 1 to 792 code for a protein of 263 amino acids. NCBI's taxonomy places the organism in Eukaryota, Viridiplantae, Streptophyta, Magnoliopsida, Rosales, Rosaceae. The transcript has 4 exons.